CAACCCUCUGUUUCCCCAGUGGUUCCCGCACCCGACCACAGCACGCAGCGGGACGGGAGCUAAAGGCGGAAACUUCCGGGCAGCUUUUGACCACUCAGGUUGAGGCAUUCUUAUCUUAUCCUGCUGGUCGGUUAUCGAUAAGGGCCUAAGUGUCCGCCCAAAAAAUCCGCCACGAUAAGCUCCGCGACUGUUAUCGAGCUUUGCGAUAUGUCAAUGCUGGGUUCGACUUUCAAACUUGAGCUUCCUAUCUAUUACCACAUCGUCACCCAACUUUAAUUCUUAUCAACGAUACCUACCGUCUCCUCAUCUUUUAAUCUCGGUCAACGGUCAUUGGUAUUGUGGCAUUGUUAAUUGUCUAGUACAACAAACCAAUUCUCCUCUCGAUACAACCAUCUCUGGUCACCAUGGCCGACUCGGUGCUCAGCACCCUCUGCGGAAUCUGCCACGCUGAACCUCCCAAAUAUAAAUGCCCACGCUGUCUCGCCCGAACAUGCUCGCUGGUAUGCACCCAGAAGCACAAGAUUAGAGCCGACUGCUCUGGCGUCCGCGACGCUACCGCCUUCGUCCCCGCCACCCGUCUCCGUACCACCGCCGGCAUCGACCACGACUACAACUUCAUCUCCUCCAUCGAGCGCGCCUGCAAACGGAACGAGCAAGAGAUCGUCGAAGUGCGGAAGAUCCUCAGCGAUAAGGAAUUACACCCCCAAAACGAGGAUAAGGCUUUUGUCAAGGAGUGGCACGGCGACGAGUUGCGCCAUGUCCCCGUCGGGGCGCUGCCACCGCCGAGUUGGAAACAGCACAAGAUGCAGGAGGAAGGCGCAUGGAUAUCUGGAUUCAGCAGACAAGUACGCCAGAGGCUCAGAAAGCUCAACAUCGAAGCCGUGUCCAUGCCGAAGGGCAUGACCAGACAGCGCGAAAACGAGACCUCGUGGAACCGAAACCACCAAUGCGUUAACUGGCAGGUUGAAUGGCUUCUCUUCAACGUCCCCGGUAUCCCUACGACCGGCCAACAACAACAACCGCACCGAAUCCUCCACAAAGCCCUCGAGAAUAAGCCUCUCAACCGUGCCCUAGCCGAAACCCUCGCCUGGUACCGCAGGCGCCUCUCUCGACAAGCUCAAGAAGCCGAAACCCUCCCCGAUCCCUCCGACGCCGCCGCCGAAGACCAGCUAGACGCCGACGGCCGUCCCCUCAAGCGCCGCAAACUCGAAUCUGGCUUCGCCCCAACGAAAUCCAAGAAAAUCACCGAAAUCAUCGCCUCCCCUUACCUCUCCUCUCCCCCGCAUAACCCGCUCACCUCCGCCUGGUCCACCGACUCGCCCUACACCAUGCAAUACUCCCUCACCGGUGCCUGGUCGCAAACCUCGUGCGACGGCUCUGCUUCGAUCACCAAAACCGACGACGAGGAAAUCGUUGACCAAUCCCGCUUGUUAGCGGGGUGGCGUUUCUUCUUGCACAAAACUUGGGCCCCCUCUGCUUCUGCUUCUCAACCCGGCAAGGAGAAACCAAGUGGGAAAUUGUUGAUCCCUUUGAGCGCGACCAAGAACCUCUCUCAUGCUCUGCGCGGUAGGACGGUAGUUGAGUUCCCGACUGUUUACGCCCUGCCCCCGGGCGUUGAAUUGCCGGAGGAUUUUGGGUAUGCGGAUACGAAGAGGAGGAAGGAGCGUGCCCCUAAGGUGGUCAAAUCCGAAAGCGAAAAGGUGGGCGAUGGGGAGGAGGCGAGUAGCAGCUCAUCGUCUGACUCUGACGCAAGCGACUCUGAUUCUGAUUCGGAUGAGUCGUCUGAUGAGGGUGAAGUGGAAGAAAUUUCCUCCAAUCCUAAUGGGAGGAAGAAGCAAUUCGGAUCGCAACAAGCUGCUUUCAGACGGGAUCAGCGGGAUCAACGAGGUGGGGGAAGAGGUGGAGGGAAGUGGGAGCGCGGUGGCCGUGGGGGGAGAGGCGGCCGCGGAGGGAGAGGUGGAAGAGGAGGAGCUGGAGCUGGAGGGAAGAACGUGCGGUUCAAGCAGGAAGAUGACGAUCAAGACUCAAACCGGCUUGAGGCUGAAGAAGGAGAGAUGGACACGGCCGCGCUAGAAGCAGCUGUUAAGCAAGCUGCUUCUGGUGACUUUGAUGUCAUCUUGAAUCCGAACCGGGAGGCAGCGGAGGACGGCGAAAUUAAUAGCGAUGGAGACGAAGUCAUGGGUGAUGCUGUUGAUAACACCGGCUACAGCGGGGGUCGCGGAGGGCGUGGUGGCGGACGCGGUCGUGGCCGUGGCGGAUCCCGUGGUGGAAGAGGUAGUCGCGGCAACUUCCAACAGCGGGGCGGUAGAGGCGGCGGCGGCCAGGGACAUGGACAUGGAGGCCGAGGAGGAUUUGGAGGCGGUCAACACCACCAGCAGCAGCAGCAGAGGGUCAAGCAGGAGACUGAAGCGCCUCAUCAUAUGGAUGUGAAUAUGGACAUUGACGUUCCAAGGCAAGGACAGCGUGUGGAGGAGGAACAGCAACAGCAGAGGCCUAGCAUAGGCAACAAGGGCGGUGGCGGUGGUCUCGGUGGACUUGUCAACUACGGGUCCGAUUCCGAGUAGUAUUUUGGACUCGGACUCGGACCAUCGAACAAAAGAAUUUUUUUUAGGUAGACGUACCUGGGGUGUGGAAAGCGGAUAUGGAUAUCUUAUCUUGUUGGCUCCAGAAAAGAAGAGGAAUCGUAUUGGUAGACGACGCUGCUAGCAGAAAUGUUGUUGCGUUGCGUAUAGAAAAGAUAGCGAAAUGGAAUUGUUACGGGAAGCAGAUAUACCAAGUAGAGAUAGUAAGCAGAUAAUUACCCCUAGGAUGAAGAAUCAAUACAAAGCUACAAAGUGAUACACUUAUUACAAGGCCCGGUCGUAGUUAGGUGGAUAUCUGAGUUGGUUGUGUUUAUGUCUUUGUAUUUCGUUGGGUUUUGAUAAGUA
Molecule: messenger RNA, 2927 nt
Organism: Neurospora tetraspora
Lineage: Eukaryota; Fungi; Ascomycota; Sordariomycetes; Sordariales; Sordariaceae
Exons: 1
Coding region: 405-2564 (719 amino acids)
Biological process (GO): snoRNA localization; box C/D snoRNP assembly; maturation of LSU-rRNA from tricistronic rRNA transcript (SSU-rRNA, 5.8S rRNA, LSU-rRNA)
Cellular component (GO): pre-snoRNP complex; nucleus
Source: RefSeq, a predicted model, not a curated record